AUGAACACUAUCCAAGUUGCCGCAAGCAAUCCUGGGUUUUGUAUCGGAAAAAAGUAUCAGCCACACCAUUUUCUUUCUACACCACAUGGAUUGUCAAUGAAUGCCAACCCUCUCUCUAGGACCUUCCUGAUCCCAAGAGCUAAAUCUUCAUCUGGCUUACAAUGUUUGCCUGUUUUAAAAUCUCGGAAACCGCUCCAUGUUUGUUUAGCUGGUGGGAAAGGGAUGAUGGACAAUAGUGAGGAUUCCCAACGGAAAUCUCUUGAGGAAGCUAUGAAAGACCUACAAGAAAAAAUCCAAAAGGGAGAAUACAGUGGAGGAAGUGGGUCCAAGCCACCAGGUGGACGAAGUGGUGGUGGCGGCGGUGGUGGCAUUGAUGGAUCAGAUGAUGGAAUGUCAGAUGAGACCCUUCAAGUUGUUUUUGCAACAAUUGGCUUUAUAUUUGUGUAUGUUUAUGUCAUCAACGGCGUGGAACUUACAAAGCUAACUAGGGACUUCAUCAAGUAUCUGCUUGGAGGAACUCAGAGUGUUCGAUUAAAGCGAGCAUCAUACAAAUGGGUACGACUUUAUAAGAAGAUUACGGGGCAAAAGGAAGUUGAUGAGAAUGGGUUGGAAAAUGCUCCAACCCGAUGGAACAUCGCCGAUUUCUACCGUGAUGUCGUUAGGAAUUACAUGAAACCAAAUUCAAAUGAGUAG
Messenger RNA from Vicia faba (fava bean), 693 nucleotides. The record is from the annotation of a GenBank genome assembly. Lineage: Eukaryota; Viridiplantae; Streptophyta; Magnoliopsida; Fabales; Fabaceae.